Alosa alosa (allis shad) is the source of this 2021-nucleotide messenger RNA. RefSeq names its product ST6 (alpha-N-acetyl-neuraminyl-2,3-beta-galactosyl-1,3)-N-acetylgalactosaminide alpha-2,6-sialyltransferase 3 (gene st6galnac3). The record is from RefSeq and is a predicted model, not a curated record. The transcript is spliced from 5 exons. The coding region runs from base 207 to 1127 and encodes 306 amino acids. Gene Ontology annotation, molecular function: alpha-N-acetylgalactosaminide alpha-2,6-sialyltransferase activity. NCBI's taxonomy places the organism in Eukaryota, Metazoa, Chordata, Actinopteri, Clupeiformes, Clupeidae. Gene Ontology annotation, biological process: oligosaccharide metabolic process; ganglioside biosynthetic process.
AGCUGUAAACGUCAACCAGGAUCUCUGCUAAGGAAAGAAGACAUGAAUAGCGGAACGCACAAUAUUUACCGUUAUGAUUAACAAGAUAACAUCAGAAACGCGUGGCGCUUAUGAAUAAGAGCAGAGUAACAAAGACCAGGCCGUAUUUUCGGCUGUUGCGAUAAAGAAUCUGCCCAGCAUCUUCGGCUCUACGUUGAUCAUUGAGUAUGGCCUGGAUAUGGAAGAGGAAGUCGGUCAUCGCGACGGGCCUGAUCGUGGUGGUGUCUCUCUUCGUGGUGGUGGUGAACUACUCGGAGAAGCCCUAUGACCUGCUGCAGCCUGUGUUUGGACAGAGUUUCAGUGGCCAUUGGAUGUUUUCCCGGCAGCCUACCAAGACAUACAAACCCCACCCAGGCUACGUCAGCAUCCCCAAGCAGGAGCCUCUGAAGCUGCACUGUGACGUGUGCAGCGUGGUGUCCAGCUCGGGCCAGAUGUUGGGCCAGCAGGCGGGGGCCGAGAUCGACCGCUCGUCCUGCAUCUGGCGCAUGAACAACGCGCCGACGCGGGGCUUUGAGCGCGACGUGGGCCGCCGCACCACGCUGCGGGUGGUCUCGCACACCAGCGUGCCGCUGCUCCUGCAGAAGCCGCACUAUUUCUUCGGUCACGCCAACGACACGGUCUACGUGGUGUGGGGCCCGCUCCGGAACAUGCGCAAGGACGGCAAGGGCAUCGUGUACAACAUGCUGAAGCAGGCGGCCGACAACUACCCGCAGGCGCGCAUCUACGUCACCACCGAGGAGCGCAUGAACUACUGCGACAUGGUCUUCAAGAAGGAGACGGGCAAAGACCGCAUACAGUCGGGAUCCUACCUCAGCACUGGCUGGUUCACCCUCAUCCUGGCCAUGGACAUGUGCAAAGAGAUCCGGGUGUACGGCAUGAUCAACGACACAUACUGCAAGAUGGAGGGCUACCGGAAGGUUCCGUACCACUACUACGAGGCCGGGAGCCGGGACGAGUGCGCCGAGUACCUGCUUCAUGAGAGCGCGCCGUACGGCGGUCACCGCUUCAUCACCGAGAAGGCCGUCUUCGCCAAGUGGGCCAAGAUGCACACUAUCAAGUUCUUCAACCCAGAGUGGCAGCUCUCGUGACACACCCCCAUCACACACACACACACACACACACACACACACACACACACACACACACUCACACAUACAUACACACACACCAAAACCACCACCACCUUGUGACUUGGCACAGAGCUCUCUGAGCUGUGAGGGACGGCACUCUCCUGUCUGCAUGCACCUUAGAGAAAGGAGACAUUGACACGUAAGUGCAGGACGUCCUGUGUGUGAGACUCUCCAAGCCCCCUCUGCUGUGAAGAGCGUGUGAGGAUCCAGUCCCUUUUCAAGGUCAGGAACCGAUUGUACUGUUUGCGGUUGGAAGCAGUGUAUUGGUCUCUCUCUCUCCAAUAGACAAUCAAGCACCAUUGUUUGGACUGAUGCACUCAGUCGAACAAAUAAUGCCCGCUGACACCAUGUGGUGUGCAAAAGUGAGGUGGUAACCUUGUGAAUGUUUGUAUUCGUACACUGUCCAGCUGUCGAUUUCUGCACCAGAGCAGCCACGGGAAGGUCAUUCAAGCAAAGGCCAUCGAGCUGAAAGAACUGCUGCUUGACAUUCACAAGAUGACGAGGAAGUGCAAUCAUAAAUCAUAGAUUUUUUUUCUCUCUCUCUUUCUUUAUUUCCCUCUCUCUGUCUUUCUUUUUCACAAGAAAAAGCUGAAUUUUUGAAUCUCCAUGUGAUGCACUACCAAUUCGUAGAAAUAUGAAUUAUUCUGGGCUGCUGUCAGUGUUUUUUAGCUGAACAGACUGUUUCUCACAAAGGCUUUUUUCCUGCAGUGAUCAAGGCAUCACACGGAUCAAAGUUUAAUAUUCUUUGUGUGUGGAUGAAAUCCUUCAUCCUUCCCUUGACCAAAAGCUCUAUACAUGUUCAAACACACACAUGCAUGUGUGCACACUCACACUAUCAUACACGCACACAUA